This is a messenger RNA of Purpureocillium lilacinum, 252 nucleotides long. RefSeq lists its product as uncharacterized. Lineage: Eukaryota; Fungi; Ascomycota; Sordariomycetes; Hypocreales; Ophiocordycipitaceae. The record is from RefSeq and is a predicted model, not a curated record. Gene Ontology annotation, cellular component: cytoplasm.
AUGCCUACCGAAGCUCAGAUCGCCGGCGGCCACAAGGCUACGCUCAACAACCCAAACGUGUCGGACGAGGCCAAGGAGCAUUCGCGCCAGGUCCUCGACAACGAGUUCAAUGGCGGAGACGUCCCCAAGUCGGGCGACAAUGAGAAUAAGAACCCCGGCAACGUCGUCGGCGGGCUCAAGGCUACUCUGAAGAACCCGAACGUCUCGGAGGAGGCCAAGGAGAGCGCCAAGGAGCGCCUGGAUAACAUGUAG